Triticum aestivum (bread wheat) is the source of this 456-nucleotide messenger RNA. RefSeq names its product histone H3.3-like. Gene Ontology annotation, molecular function: protein heterodimerization activity; DNA binding; structural constituent of chromatin. The record is from RefSeq and is a predicted model, not a curated record. The transcript is spliced from 6 exons. Gene Ontology annotation, cellular component: nucleosome. Bases 4 to 456 code for a protein of 150 amino acids. NCBI's taxonomy places the organism in Eukaryota, Viridiplantae, Streptophyta, Magnoliopsida, Poales, Poaceae.
ACUAUGCUAAAGGUUUUGCCCAUGGCUCGUAUUAAGCAGACUGCUUGUAAGUCCACUGGAGGAAAGGCUUCUAGGAAGCAGCUAGCCACCAAGGCUGCCCGUAAGUCUGCUCCCACAACUGGAGGAGUGAAGAAGCCUCACCGUUACCGCCCUGGAACUGUUGCUCUUCGUGUGAUCCGCAAGUACCAGAAGAGCACGGAGCUGCUCAUCAGGAAGCUUCCAUUCCAGAGGCUUGAUAGGGAGAUUGCCGAGGACUUCAAGACUGACCUCCGCUUCCAGAGCCAUGCGGUGCUGGCCCUUCAGGAGGCUGCAGAGGCCUACCUGGUGGGUCUCUUCGAGGAUCCGUGGCGAGAGAGCUUAAGAGCCUGUGAUGUUAUCAGAAUACUUGCUACUCUUAAUGGGUUUAUCCCACUUGAUGAUCUUAACCACCAAGAUCUCCGAGGCUCUUAUUUCUAG